CUCCAUGACUCAUCACUCUCAAGACACUUUCUGCUCUCGCAGCUCUCUCUCACUCUCUCUCUGCGCUCCUUUUACUUUCUCUCUCUAUUUCCUCCUCCUUCUUCUUCCUAUUCCGGUCUUAGGGAGUCGCUCCAGACUCCAGCAAGCAAGUUCGUUUUUGUUUAAUGAAAUAAGCCUCAAUCCACAUUUGUUUCUUAAUUAGCUCGUGCUUGGCUGAGUAAAAGUCUCAAUCCUUUCUUACUUGUGUUCUCUCUUCGCACUAGCCGUCAAUAAAUGGUCGAGGCAAUUCUGGGAAUUCGAGAUUUACUUAGUUCGUGCCACAUUCACGCCGUUUGUUAUGGAGCAGUCCUGAUCUAAUGCCGGAUCUGGAGCUGCAACUACGCCAAAUGCCGUCAGAAAUUGUUCCGACGGAGCAAGAGCUCUAGUGGGGAUGCAAUCCGCAAAUUCAUUAUUUUGGGACUGGGGAUGAAAGUAUCCUGCAUCCUCCUCGUGUUUUCAGCUGCCUAAUGUUGUUCUUGGGAUAUCUGUGCUGUUUCAGGGAAACAGUGACAUCUGCAGAGGUGACAUUAUCAGUACCACUACCAAAUUCGCUUACCCAGUUAACAAAAGUUUCAAUGGAGUUCUGCUGCACUUUGGUCGUAUCAUAUAUUUUUUUGGUAGCAACUAUUUUGCCUUCUGCUGUUGCGGAUCUGAAUUCUGAUAAGCAAGCUCUUCUUGCCUUUGCUGUGGCUGUACCUCAUCUUCGGAACCUCAACUGGAGUUCUGCUUCCUCCAUCUGCACGUCUUGGGUGGGUGUCACUUGUAAUACAGGCGGCACUCGUGUUUCAGCCCUUCGGCUUCCAGGAGUAGGAUUUGUUGGCCAAAUCCCAACCAACACACUUGGUAGACUAGAUGCUCUCACAAUUCUCAGUCUUCGAUCUAAUCUCCUAAGUGGAAAUCUGCCUUCUGAUGUUACCUCUCUUCCAUUACUCCAAUAUCUUUACCUCCAACACAAUAACUUCUUUGGUGAUAUUCCUCUCUCCCUUUCCUCCCAACUCAAUGUGUUAGAUCUUUCAUUCAAUUCCUUCAAUGGCAGUAUUCCACAGACAAUUGCAAACUUGACAGAGCUCACAGGAUUGAACCUCCAAAACAACACCCUUUCUGGACCCAUACCUGACCUCAACCAUACCAGGCUCAAGCGUUUGAAUUUAAGCUACAAUAUUCUCAAUGGCUCAAUUCCAUCUUCCCUUCAAAAAUUUCCCAAUUCAUCCUUUGUUGGAAACACUUUGUUAUGUGGACCACCUCUUAAACCUUGUUCUGUCAUUCUCCCUCCGCCUUCUCCAUCUCCAGAUUUCUCUCCUCCCCCAGUAAUGCCUCCCAAAGAAAACUCCAAAAAUAAACUGACAACUGGAAUUAUCAUUGCCAUUGCAGUUGGAGGGUUUAUGCUCCUGCUUCUUGCAGCUUCAAUUACCUUAUGUUGCUGCUUGAAGAAAAAAGAUGGUAGAGGCAGAAGUGUGCUAAAAGGAAAGGCUGCUAGUGGUGGGAGGGGUGAAAAGCCCAAAGAGGAUUUUGGAAGUGGGGUGCAGGAACCUGAGAAAAACAAGCUGGUUUUCUUUGAAGGAUCUUCUUAUAACUUUGAUCUUGAGGAUUUACUGAGGGCUUCUGCAGAAGUCCUGGGAAAAGGUAGUUUUGGGACCGCGUAUAAGGCCAUAUUGGAGGAGUCAACAACAGUGGUUGUAAAAAGGUUGAAGGAAGUCGUCGUGGGGAAAAGGGACUUUGAACAGCAGAUGGAAAUAGUGGGAAGGGUUGGUCAGCAUCCAAAUAUUGUGCCACUUCGUGCAUAUUAUUACUCAAAGGAUGAGAAACUCCUGGUAUAUGACUAUCUUCCAGGUGGUAGCUUAUCAGUGCUCUUGCAUGUAAACAGGGAAGCUGGGAGAACUCCUUUAGACUGGGGAACAAGGGUCAAGAUAUCCCUUGGAGCUGCGCGAGGGAUUGCCCAUAUCCACUCUGUGGGUGGUCCAAAAUUCACUCAUGGAAAUAUCAAAGCCUCAAAUAUCCUUCUCAGCCUUGACAAUGAUGGCUGCAUCUCUGAUUUUGGCAUGACUUCUCUUAUGAAUGUCCCUGCCACUCCAUCUCGAGGUGCAGGCUAUCGUGCUCCUGAGGUGGUUGAAACGCGUAAGCACACGCAUAAAUCAGACGUGUACAGCUUUGGCGUCCUCUUGCUUGAAAUGUUGACAGGAAAAGCUCCGCUCCAGUCGCCUGGACGUGAUGACAUAGUUGAUCUCCCAAGAUGGGUCCAGUCCAUUGUCAGGGAGGAGUGGACAGCGGAGGUUUUUGAUGUUGAGCUGAUGCGGUACCAGAAUAUUGAAGAAGAAAUGGUGCAGAUGUUGCAAAUUGGGAUGGCAUGUGUUGCGAAAGUCCCAGAUAUGCGACCCAACAUGGAUGAGGUUGUUCGUAUGAUUGAAGAUAUCCGGCAAUCUGACUCAGAGAACCGUCCAUCUUCGGAAGAGAACAAAUCCAAGGACUCAAAUGUGCAGACUCCGUGAUUGAUUUCGCAAGGAAAUAAAAUAAGCCUUUUUCAUUGCAAAGUAAGCAUAUUGAACCUUGCAAGAGUUCGUGGGUUCUAGAGUGUGAAUUUGUCCAAUUGUGAGAUUCUUCUUAGGGAUGUAGUGCUAAGAUUUUUUUAGGUGGAUUUUUUUACUUGAUUUGUUGUAAUAUUUAAUUCAAUGUUGUGAAUCAAUUGGUUGAGGUUUCAAAGGAAAACUUUAUGAUACUGUUGUCUAUCUUUGAAAUAAAAUUUGGCCCUUACAUGUGGAA
Molecule: messenger RNA, 2796 nt
Organism: Tripterygium wilfordii
Lineage: Eukaryota; Viridiplantae; Streptophyta; Magnoliopsida; Celastrales; Celastraceae
Product: probable inactive receptor kinase At5g58300
Exons: 3
Coding region: 507-2525 (672 amino acids)
Biological process (GO): protein phosphorylation
Molecular function (GO): protein kinase activity; ATP binding; protein binding
Source: RefSeq, a predicted model, not a curated record